AUGUUACUUCGAAUUCGCCAAAUGUGCACGCAUUUCACUUCAAACGCAUUUACGAAUAGAGAGACAAGAAUCAUUCUCGAGCGAUACCACUCAGGAUGUACAUUCAGAUACAUCAGAGACUUACUUAAAAUCGAAAAUACCAGAUCUGUUGAACAAAGACGCCGAAAGAUACAGAAAUCGCUUGAGGAUAAUACAUUCCUUCAAUACUUCAUACAUCAAUACCCAAAUUGCGAUGAAUAUAAGAAUGAUAAAAUAGAAUACGACGAAGACGGACUUCCUGCUUAUGUAGCCCGUUUAAUCCAGAAGUACGAUAUUCAUAAGGCCUUCCUCUUCCAGAGGAACAAGAAAAACACCAAGAAAAAUCCAAAUGCAAACAAAGAUUUAUCUGAUAACGAAGCAUUUGUCAUUAAAGAGACACAAGAAGCACCAAAGAUACGAGGAUCAAGUGUUAUAUGGUCCAUUGAAGACGAUAACCAGCUCCUGAAGCUCUACGCUGAAAAUAUUGAUUCUGAUAAUAUUUAUAAGGUUUUAACUCCUCAUUUCCGGACAUUAAUAGCCCAGAAUAUUAAGAAACACACAAUAGACCUCAUGGAACGCGUCAAGACCGGUGAAAAAAUCAAAGGACUUCGAGUUCCUGAAAUUUUAACCGAAAGAUUCAAAGUUGAAGAGACCAAACCCGACAUGAAGAUGUUCAACGUCAUAGACUUAGUCAAGAGCUUCGUAAAUAAUGCAGGAGAUCUCAAUAAAACUCACGAAGAAUUCGAUUUCUUAUCAAAAGGUUAUAUUAUGUACGUUGUCUUCUCAAUUUCUACAAGGCUUCCCACCAACAAAAUUACGAAAAACCGUUUUACGGAUAGAGAAACGAAGCUUCUCCUUGAAAAGAAAUUUGAUGACGAAUUAGAGAUCGACCAGAUCUCCCCUUACUUCAAAUAUAAAGGUCCAAUGGUUCUUCAAAAGAGAUUGGAGGAUAUCACUGACCAACUCCCUGAUUUGACUCCAUUAAAAGAUUUUGCCGAAAAAGCAAAGCCUCCAGAGGUACUUGAAGCGGCAACUUAUGAUUCUAAGUUCCUUCCGAACUACCUUCAGGACAUGAUUGACGAGUAUUUGAAUCCAGAAGGUUCAAAUGAAAAUGAUGGCGAAGAAGAUGGCCAAUCCAAGCAAAGGAAGACUAAAAAGAAUGAACCAAUUAAGCUCGAAUAUGAAGAAGAAGAGGAUAAUGAACCAAUUAGAGAAAUUAUUAAUUCUAUCAACGAUUUAGUUCGAACUCUUGUUAAUUAG
This is a messenger RNA of Trichomonas vaginalis G3, 1278 nucleotides long. RefSeq lists its product as uncharacterized. The coding region runs from base 1 to 1278 and encodes 425 amino acids. The transcript has a single exon. NCBI's taxonomy places the organism in Eukaryota, Parabasalia, Trichomonadida, Trichomonadidae. The record is from RefSeq and is a predicted model, not a curated record.